AUGACCAAGACCAGUGUCCAAGUGAUCCAAUGGAUCGUGGAUACACGCAACCUGUGGCCCGAAGCCACCAAACCAGCACAGCUAGAGACUGUGGCUCCGGAAUACCUGGCCAUCCUCACGCCCGAGGAGAAAAAGGGCGUGCUCAAGUACUUUUUCAUCCGGGAUGCCAAAAUGUCGCUCGCCUCGCAAUUUCUCAAGCACUACGUGCUGAGCAAGACGCUCGGCCUGCCCUGGUCCGCCACCACCAUCACCCGGGACCCGCACGGCAAGCCCAUCUACGUCGCCCCCGACGGCUCCCGGCCCGUCGAGUUCAACGUCUCGCACCAGAACGGCAUCGUCGCCCUGGCGGCCGUGGCGCACUAUGACGGCCCGGGCGCCGUCGACGUGGGCGUCGAUGUCGUCUGCGUCAAUGAGCGCGAGGCCCGCGACCACAAGAUGAUUGAGACCGAGGGCUGGGCCCGCUUUGUCGACAUGCACGCCGACGUGUUUGGCAAGUCCGAGACGGUCGACCUCAAGGCCGUCGGCAGGCUCACUGGCCAGUCCAAGGACGUUCUUAAUGCCCACCUGCGCAAGUUUUACGCCCUGUGGUGCCUGCGCGAGGCCUACGUCAAGAUGACAGGCGAGGCGCUGCUGGCACCCUGGCUGCACCAGCUGGAAUUCCAGAACCUGCGGGCGCCCGAGGCGGGCCACACUGACGCGUCCGGGACCUUGGUCCAGACGGCCGACGAUCCGCCGUCGACCAUUAUCCGGGAGCACGAGGUCUUGUUCAAGGGCGCCAAGGUCGACGACGCCAACAUCUGCCUGCGGUCGCUGGGCCGGGACUACAUGACGGCGACGGCGGUGCGGACGCCGGCGAGCAAGGAGAUUGCCCUCGGUUGGGACCUGGGCCCCUUUGAGACGCUGGAUCUUUCCAUCAUACUGAAGCAUGCGACUUUCUAG
Pestalotiopsis fici W106-1 is the source of this 939-nucleotide messenger RNA. RefSeq lists its product as uncharacterized. Gene Ontology annotation, molecular function: magnesium ion binding; holo-[acyl-carrier-protein] synthase activity. NCBI's taxonomy places the organism in Eukaryota, Fungi, Ascomycota, Sordariomycetes, Amphisphaeriales, Sporocadaceae. Gene Ontology annotation, cellular component: cytosol. The transcript is spliced from 2 exons. The record is from RefSeq and is a predicted model, not a curated record. The coding region runs from base 1 to 939 and encodes 312 amino acids.